Molecule: messenger RNA, 14206 nt
Organism: Chelonia mydas (Green sea turtle)
Lineage: Eukaryota; Metazoa; Chordata; Testudines; Cheloniidae
Gene: COL19A1
Product: collagen type XIX alpha 1 chain
Exons: 48
Coding region: 1223-4489 (1088 amino acids)
Source: RefSeq, a predicted model, not a curated record
AUCAAAAUUAAUCAGAGAAACUACAUUUCCAAGGCGGGCUGUGUUACAGUCUGGACCGUCAUAAACUCGAGUCAAUUCUUGCUAUUAAGUUCUGGCAUGUUGAUUGUAGAAGUGAUUGAUCGUCUUCUGAAGUAAUAAACUAGCGAUGACUCAACAUACAGAGAUAGAGUAGGCAUGGUGAGGGAGAUAGCGGCAUUAGCAAUUGGUAACAGUGUUAUUUAAUUUGUAAGAGCUUUUCAGGAUUUGAGAGCCAUAGGCUUUCAGCUCUAGUGCACUGAAGCCUUCUUGUAAAGCAGGUGCAGGAACUUACACCAUGAUGUUCUUUUGACAUAUAUUCACUUUGUGUUACUGUCUGUACUGCUGACUGACAGAAUAACCAUGAAGAUGAAAAUAGUGCAGCACAAAAAUAAUCAUAAAUUUCCGGAGCAGACAUACCAGCUGUAUUUUUUCUUCAGUUCAUCUUCAUAUUACGGGACAACAUCAUGCUUUCUCUAAGAAAAAUAUGAAUAAUAAUUUAUUGUUGCAUUUCACUGUGCUUUGUUAAAUCCAUACUUUCCUGCUAGUUGUAAUUGGUUUAGAAGAAGCCCCGUAUUGUGUUUGGAAGACAAAGAUAUUUUGUUGGACAAGUUUCAUUCUUUUUAAAUAAGAUUUAAACUGCAAAUUUAGGUCAGGCUGCCCUAGACACUUGCAUAUUUUGCAAAGAAGAAAAAUGUCUCCUAUGACCAUUUUGUUUUUAAAUAAAAGACAAAAAAAAAGCAAUGAUAAAUUUUCCUCAGUUAAUCUGAUGACAGCUUCAGCAGUCAUUCUGCAGCACUGUGCCACCAAACAGUUAAACUAAAAUAUCUAAGACUGAAAAGCUAGGAGGGGGGAAAAAAGAAACUAGUCAUUCUAAUGAAUGAUAAUUUAGUGGCUUGUUUAAUAAUAUCUGAGUUAGUAUUACUGUAAAUGAAUUGCUCAUAAAACUAAAAAAGUACCAUGAAAUACAUUUAUCACCCAAUUCUAAAUUCAGAUUAGUCUGAAAACUUUUUCAGAGCUUCUUUAACACAGAUAAAUGAUACACAUUGUGUAAAACCAAUGACUUUCUCUUUUCUUUACAAAUAAAUUCUUCCUUGUGGUUUUUUUGUGGGGGACUGGGAAAGGGAGAAUAAGAAGAUAUUGUUCCCAUUGUGAGUAUUUUUUGUUUCAGAUCUGUGGUCAUUUUUUCACAUGUGUCCGAGGGGAGAUGAAGCACAUUGGAUUCUGCAUAAUUUGGCUUUGGAUAGCAAUUCUCUUCCUCCUUCCUGUUUCAAUUUAUAUGGCAGCCACGGACAAGACAGUUAAAGUGUGUCCUAUAAUGAGACCAGAUGGACAUCAGCGUAGACAUAUCUACAAAGAAAAUCUUGAUGUUUCAGGUUUUGAUCUAGCAGAAAGCUUUUCUCUGAGACAGGCAUCUUGUGGAGGUGAAAAAACCUGUUUUAAACUGGGAAGCACACCUCUUAUCAGAGACACUCGGCAAGUAUUUCCAAAUGGGCUUCCUGAAGAAUACUCUUUAAUAGCCACAUUCCGUGUAAGGCGAAACACCAGAAAGGAGCGGUGGCAUAUAUGGCAAAUUUUAAAUCAGUAUGAUACCCCACAGGUGUCUGUCAUAGUUGAUGGUUCAAAAAAAGUUGUGGAAUAUAUAGCCAAAUCUGCUCAGGGAAAUGUGCUACACCACACUUUUAAAAAUCGUGAAAUUUAUCCUCUCUUUGAUCGGCAGUGGCAUAAGCUUGCCAUUAGCAUACAGUCAAGGAUCGUUUCCCUCUAUGUGGAUUGUAACUUAAUUGAGAGAUGGCAGACUGAUGUAAAGAACUCCAUUGACUUUCAAGGAAGGACUUUCAUUGCUGCUCGAGCUGCAGAUGACAAGCCCGUAGAUAUUGAACUUCGCCGCAUAACAAUUUAUUGUAACCCAAAAUUUGCAGCUCAAGAGACCUGUUGUGAAAUAUCUGAGGGCAUGUGCCCACUGGAGGACAGUUUCAUUACUACUUCUUCGUCACCAGUGACUGUUCAUGUCAGCAAAAUACAUGCUCUUCCAGUAGCACAGCAGGAGUCUAAAGACCAAUGCCUCUGCUUUCCAAACAAAGGUGAAGCAGGAUUGCCAGGAGUAGCUGGUUUGCCAGGUCAGAAAGGAGAUAAAGGAGAAAAGGGUGAAGUGGGUGUUAAAGGAGAAGAUGGUGCUUCUGGGCUUCCUGGGAAGAAGGGGGAAGAUGGCUUCGUGGGUGUUCCUGGCCUUCCUGGUUCCAAGGGAGAACGUGGCUUUGAGGGUAAUAAAGGAGAAGAAGGUAAAAAGGGUGAGAAGGGAGAUAAAGGAGAACCAGGACCUGAAGGCAUUCAUGGAAAAGAUGGCUUAAAAGGUGAUCCUGGUGAUCCUGGUCUGGCUGGUCCUAAGGGAGAAAAGGGAGAUGAAGGGCCUCCAGGACAAGCUGCUUUAAGGGGUUUGCCAGGGCUAGAAGGUCCUCCCGGUCCACCAGGGAAAGAAGGUCGGAGGGGAAGGCGAGGUAAACCAGGACUCCCUGGUAAACCAGGAUCACAAGGACCUCCGGGUGAUGGAGGACAACUAGGAUUAUCUGAGGCUCCUGGACAAAAAGGACAAAAGGGAGAAAUUGGAGAGUCUUCUGAAAAAGGAGAAAAGGGGGAUCCAGGGGAAAUUGGAAUGAAAGGAUCACAAGGAAUUAAGGGUGAAAUAGGAGAUCGUGGUCCUCCUGGACUCACUGGAAAUCCAGGACCAGAGGGACUGCAAGGUCCUCCAGGACCCAUUGGACCCAGAGGACAUCCAGGAGAAGUCGGUUUACUGGGAGAGCCUGGGAUACCAGGAAAACCAGGAAUUAAAGGAGAAAAGGGUGAUUCUGGUGGCCUUAUAGGGCCUCCUGGACAUCCAGGUCCAAAAGGUGAGACAGGACCCCCUGGACCAAGUCUGCCUGGGAAACCAGGUCUGGCUGGCACUCCUGGAACCCCAGGUCCACGAGGGCCUAAGGGUGAAAGAGGACUGCCUGGUGUACAAGGGUCUCCUGGAGAGAUGGGGCCACUCGGAACAGGAAUUCAAGGACCCCCUGGUCCUAAAGGUCCAUUUGGGGAACCAGGUGCCCAGGGCCCUAGAGGACCCCCUGGAUUACCUGGAACUCCAGGUACCCCAGGCGUUGAUGGUGCUCCUGGGCCAGAUGGGAAGCCAGGACUUCCAGGUCCUCCAGGUGACCCAAUUGCACUUCCACUUUUGGGAGAUGUGGGUGCUUCCUUGAAGGGUGAUACUGGGCCGAGAGGUCCUUCAGGAAUCCCUGGUAGAGAGGGGCCAAAGGGAAGCAAAGGUGAACGUGGAUUUCCUGGACUUUCUGGAGAGAAAGGUGAUGAGGGUCUUCAAGGUAUUCCAGGGCUCCCUGGUCUAACAGGACCUAGUGGACCUUCUGGAGCAAUAGGAAGACCUGGACAUCCCGGUCCAGUUGGGGCAAAAGGUGAAAAGGGUAAUGAGGGUUCUACUGGAAAGCCUGGACCACCUGGACCUCCAGGUAUGCCUUACAAUGAAAGGAAUGGAAUGAGCAGCUUAUAUAAACUACAGGGAGGUGUAAGCGUUGCUACUUAUCCUGGUCCACCAGGCCCUCCUGGUCCAAAAGGUGAUCCUGGCACAAUGGGAGAACCAGGUCCAAUGGGACUACCUGGACUAGAGGGAUUUCCAGGAGAAAAGGGAGAUCUGGGACCUGCUGGUUCACCAGGAGCACCAGGGUUACCAGGGAAGACUGGAUCUCCAGGACCACCAGGAAUGCCAGGGGAACCAGGUGAAAGAGGCCCUGUAGGAGACAUCGGCUUUCCUGGGCCAGAAGGGCAAUCUGGAAUACCAGGAAUAAAUGGAAAAGAUGGAUUGCCAGGACCUCAGGGUCAGAUGGGAAGAGCAGGUGACAGAGGUCCCAAAGGAGAACGUGGAGAUCAAGGUAUUCCAGGGGACAGAGGUCCACAAGGUGAAAGAGGAAAACCUGGCCUUCCAGGAGAAAAGGGGGUUAUAGGACCUGCUGGACCACCAGGAGACAGAGGCUACCCAGGAUCACCAGGUCAUCACGGUUCCCCAGGUCCUCCAGGUCUUCCGGCUGACACAGUUUCAUUUGAAGAAAUGAAAAAAUACAUCAAACAAGAGGUUCUUAGGGUUUUUGAAGAGAGGAUGGCUCAGUUUGUAUCCCAACUGAAGCUGCCAGCUGCAAUGUUAGCUUCCCACGGUCAUGGGAAACCAGGUCCACCAGGAAAAGAUGGAUUACCAGGGCCACCAGGAGAACCUGGACCUCAAGGUUACAGAGGACAGAAGGGGGAAAGAGGUGAGCCUGGUAUUGGACUCCCAGGUAAUCCUGGUCCACCUGGACCUUCAGCCACUGGUGUGCCAGGCCCGCCAGGCACUCCAGGUUCCCAGGGGCCUCCAGGGAUGAGCGGAAGGUGCAACCCAGCAGAUUGUUACUAUCAUGUAUCUCAGGCUCGACAGCGUGCCAGUGGGAAAUAAACACCCCUCCAGAGACACUUUGGUUCAUGUUUAUACCUUAUUUCUUUUUAUGAAUCAAUUUAAUCUUCAUAAUACUUAGUGCAUUUUGGUCCAUAUGUAUACUCUACAAUAUAUAGACAUUUUAUAGAGCACUUAGAUCGAGCCUUUUACUACAUUAAUUGCUGUGUCAGAGUUUUUAAAUGAUUUUGUGAGUUCAUUCCAUGUGUUAUAUUUUUUACUGUUUCUCUGGUUUAGAGAGGCAACAGGCCCAAAUAGUUCUUAUGAGCUUUUCUCUUCAAACAAAAUGUAUUUUCUUACAACUUGAUGAUCUUAAGACAGUACAGAUUUUUCAGUCUUGUUAAUACUGGUUUUAUUCAUCUUAUCACAGAGUGAAUUACAGUUGUAGAGUUUUUAAAUUCACGUGUUCACAAUGAAGUUUAUCUUCUUAGGUAGCGUGCUGGGGAACUCUGUUCAUACGAAAUGUUACCAUUCGCUUCAGAAAGUCAUGGCAUAGGUUUCCACACCCAGCUGACCAAUGCUUAUGAAGCACACCCAGGACAUUCAAGCUUGCUUGAAUUGCUUCUGUGGAGCCAAAGGGGGAAAUGAAGAUUUUAUUAUGAUAUCCUCUCUACCCUUGUGAACCAUAUUGCUGGAUUCAGAUUGUCUGGAAAUUUAUCCUAUCUGGCCAAUAAAGGCAUUUUCUAUCUCUGAAUGAUAAUCCAGUUCAGAACUGGCUCAUUCACUUAACUUCAGGUGCAUCAAUCCAAGAUGGCCAGUUGCUGGGGUUUGGCUUUAUUUUUAGCUUGGAACUAAAUUAGUGAUGGCACAUCUUUCAACAAAUAGUUAUAAUCAUAUAAUAUGUGGUCUCCUACUUGUCUACACUCAAAUUGAUCUGGUAGGCAGGCAUACCAGGAUAUCGGUACAGGGACAGAUUAGAAUGCAAGAAAACUAGUUGGCUGGCACUAGAUGGCUUGGAAACAUGUGAAAUUCACUUUGGAAAGGCAUCAUGGAGCAUAACUGGAUGCCGUUUACAAACGCUUUGUGUGACUCUUACCAUGGCAGACUCUGUCACUAGAAAGCAAAAUAGAAUGAAGUGAAAUGAAUCCUACAGACAUUUAAGAAGUGGACCAUUUAGCAAAUGGUCAACAACAAUCAAUAAAAUGUUCAGUCUUGCAGGGCUAAUGAAAAGAGGCUUUUUUCUCCCCAAGAUACCCUCUGGAUUAUAUGAAACAGAUGAAGCCAGAUCAUCUGAAUAUUAGCCUCAUUCAUUCCCUGGGAUAGAUGUAGGGUUUGACAAGUUUUAUAGUUUCAUAGAGUUUAAGACCAUCAGGGACCUUCAGAUCAUCUAAUCUCACUUGAAACUAUCGUGCUAGAAACUGAAAAUGCUAUUAGCAGAGCACAGAUAGCUGUAAUCAAGUCCACAAAGUAAAUUGGUGGGGAUGGUGAAAAACAAAGCUCUAUCCUAUCAGCGGUUUGUUAGUGGUUCUCUUGGAUUCUGCUCAGCUAAGUGGUUAUAUACAGUAUGAGCUACGGGAGACAAGAUUUCUUGAUCCACAACUAUCAGGGGAUUGUUGCCAAAUCAUGGACUUUCGGACUCCAAAAGAGACAUCCAGAAGAAUUUUUCUUUUUACUUUUGAAUGCAAAUUGGGCAUUAGAGAAGCUGAAGUGUGGAUGCCUUCAGAGAACCUACAGUGAAAAUGAAGUUUGGUUUGAAUAGAGUUCCUAUCAAGUAUAUCUAGAUUGAGACAGAUUUUUAAAAUGGGUUGCUUUGUUCAGAUGCACCCAUGACUAUAUGGUUCAAAUUCUCUUCUGGCAUAAUUCCGUUAAAGUCAGUGAAUUUAUACCAGCAGAGAAAUUGGCCGUAUAUGUUUUCAGUUUGCUUACAUGAACUGCUGGUCAGGUAUAUUGCAUGGGUAUUUUUUUAAGUUGAUUUAUUUGUACUUCUCUAGUGAUUCCAAAUCUUAUUUAAAAUAUUCAAAAUAUUUUUUUAACUUUAAUUUUAAACUUCACUUCCUGUGUUAAUACCAAAAAAGGCAUUAGAAAGUGACAUGAUUAGAAUCUUUAUGAGCUUGUUCCCUUUCUAGAAUGCUAUACAGAACAGUGUAUAUAGAUAUAUUACUUGGUGUUAUCUGUAUAUUUUGGGCAUUUUCCUGACUGAACUACAACUCUGAAAGCUUGUAACUUAUCUAGCCUGAUUUUAUAAAUGUUAAUUUACUUGAAUUUUAAAAAGAUUAUUUUUUCAUACACAUUUGCAACAGGUGCUCUCUCUCUCCCCCCCCCCCAUUUUUGACUCAUUAUUAGAGUUUUUAAAAUCUGUAUUUGAACAUUUUGAAGUUCUCCAUCAGUAACUGUGUUGGUCAUGAUUAAUUUAUUUCACACUGUCUUUUUGGUUAAUGAUUUUUCAUUUUCAUAUAGACCCAAUUUAAUUUCUCGUGAGAAGAAGGGCGCUUUGUAAUAUCAGAUACCUGUAUACCAUUUCCAAGCUGCUGAGCCACAUUCUGUGUUUGGAUAGAAUGGCGUCAUUCUGGAUUAACUCUGCUUUUAUCCUGAGUUAUUUCAGUUUUACACGAUUAGAACUGAAAGCAGAAUGUGGCCUGAAACAUGCUUCUCAUUUGGCAGGUUUUAUCUUUAAAAUUUUUUUUGCAGUUUCAGAUGAAUGUUUCCUUGAUUUACAGCUGUUUUGAGGAUUUUGCUUUUCUUCUUCAAUUUCAUUUAUAUGUUUAAAAAACGUGUGCUACAGGAAAUGUUGCCUAAUACAAGAGGAUUAUCUUUCUGAGAGCUCGAGGUAUUUUUCUGAACUAGGAUUUUUUUAGCUGGAACUAUAUUUAGAAUUGAAAUAUGAUGAGAAUUUUCUUGAAGUGGCUGGUAUAUUUGGAACUAUUUUGAUUUGCUUCAGGAAAGUAAUAAAGCUGCUGUGGCUUAGUUAAUGUCAAACCCUUCAGAGUUAUUCAGAGCCUGUGUUAUAUACCUCCUUUUGUCCACAUGGUGGUACUCAGGACACUUUUGUUAGUGCAAAGGAUUGAACAGAGACUGAACUCUAAAAAUGGAAGGCAGGAAACAGUGCAGUGUAGAUACAUUACAUCUUGUGCCAUCUUUCCACUUUUAUCCUUGAGCCUAAUAUAUUUUUUCUAAAAUGUACAGUUUGUUUUUAGACAACAGUGUUUGCAAAAAAUACUGCCUUUAUUGGAUGAAUAUUUCCAGGUUAUAUGAUAUAGGUUUUGUUUGUGUUUUGUAUAUGCAUAUAAUGCAGGAGACUAUAUAGUAACAAAACAUGUCACUUCUAGACAUCAGUUUAUUUCCAGCAUAAGGGUAUGCAUCUUUAAGGGAGCAGUAAGUCUAUUGGAGUAUUAAGUAAAUCUUAAGAGUAGGGUGCUUUUAAAAAUCAAGUAGCAUUGCAAUCUACUUGUGAUCUUUUACAUUAAUGUUUUUAAUACAUGGAUAUUUUGUAUAAAUAAAUUGUACUUGGUAAAAUAAGCACAUAGGUUUCUGUAGCAUAGUAUUAGGAUGGGUUUCUCUUGUUAUCAAUCCUCCCUUUGUGUUUUCUGAUCAUAGGUAUUAUUGACAAAUAUACAUGUUUACCUGAUAGGUAAGGCUAAAUGUGAAGUAAUUUCUUAACUCACUGAUAACCAUUUCAUAAAAUAUUUUAGUGCUUCUGAUUGUCACGAUGGUGAGUUAUUACUUUUCAUGUCAGCCUGUGCCCAGCUUUAUGGAAUACAGCAUCUGUUUCUUUUCUUUGGCCUUUUUAUAGUAUUUUAUGUUUUGUCUGUAGUGUUACAUAACAGUUGUAUGAAGAAACAUGAUCUAGAUGGUUUAUAUUAUACACACAUCUGUUUUUCAAAUAUACUGCAUGCCAUCUAAGGUCUUUGAAUUUUAUCUAUUUACUAAAAUGACUGUUGCGAUAUAAAAUUGUUAUUGUUCAAAUCUUAGAAAUCAAAGAUUAAAGUUGACAUUAAUUUUUACUGAAUAAUUUUUACUUCAUAUUCUGUAUAUAUCAAGAAGCAUAAAUUUAUCUCUGAAAUGUGGCACGCAGGCCAAAACUAAAAUAGAUCCAGAAGUACAUCAUAUCUAAAUCCAGCUCCAUCUUCCAUGUUUGGUAUAGCUUAUGAAGGCUUACAAAUUUAACUAUGACUUUGUCUCAAAAAUUUGUGGUUCAAAUGGAAAAUCCAAGCUUUAUAAUACCAUAAGAGAAUGUGUAUAACAUAUGGCAUGCUAACAGAAAUGUUAUGUGUUAAUAGACCAAAACAAGCUCAUAAGUGUAAAGAAUAUAAUCUACAAAGAUUUUGAGACUUCUGUCUUAGAAAAGUGAUACAUUUAAUUACAUACUGAAUUUUUCACUGUAAAUAUAUUUUGUCUCAGUUCACUGUUUGAAGAAUUUGAUGAUGCACUGUAUUUUAUUGUUGUAUUUAAUUUUCAAAUAACAUUUAGCUGUCAUUGAAUUCAUCACGGUACAUGCAUACUGACAAAUAGAGCCCUGGAAAUCUGCAGAUAUCCAUGGACCAUGUUUGUGGAUCGCGAAUCAGAUGUGGAUACAAAUUUUGUAUCCACACAAGGCUCUAGUGAUAAACAUUAUACAUACCUCUUGGCCCCAUUAAUUUUUUUCCUCAGCAUUUAAAGUUCAGUUCAGUGCAUACAUGUUAAGUGGAUCACAAGAUAUCCUUCACUGCCUUGUACCUUGCAUGGUCAUUUACAUCUGUGUCAGAUCCUACCAGAUGAGAACGGUAAUGGUUUAUACCCAUUUCGUAGAUGUGACAAUGACAACACAAGGUUCAGAGUCAGGUAGCCUUUCCCUUUCUUGUCUUUUAAAGCACAAAAGAGAUCAUUAAGGCCAGGGUCAGUGGAAGAACCGUCGACCUAGCUACCACCUCUCAGGGAGAUUGAUUAACUUCAGCGACAGGAGAACCUCUCCCAUUGCUGUAGUAAGUGUCUACACUGACGCGCUGCAGCAGCGCAGCUGUAUCAGAGUAGCUGUGCUGCUGUAGCAGUUUCAGUGUAGACAUAGCCUCAGCCACAAAGGAGUAAAUUUAAGUUUUGCUAUUCCCUAUGGCCAGUAUUUUCAAAUGUAAUUGCCUACAGUUGAAUAUCUGGGCUGAAAUCAUGGCUUCUUUGAAGUCAACGGGAGUUUAACUUCAGCGGAGCCAGGAUUUCACUCCUAAUCUGUGUAUGGACACCUCAGUGUGGACUGAUUUUUCAGAGGUUCCACUGACUUCCAUCGUAGUUACAGGUAGAUACUCAGCCCAUCUGAAAAUCAGAUAAUCUAGUUACUUGUCUAAAUAUGGGUUAAUAUAGGUGCCUAUUUUUAGAUACCUGCAUUUGAAAAUUUUAUAUAAAUGUCCAGCUCUCCCAUGAGGAAAAGAGCACAGGGGCUAGAUGGAGUUUGAAAGGGCACUCGGCAGCAUUUUGACCAGUAAUGAUGAUUUUCUUCUCAAGAUAAAGUUAGCUGCCUCAGCAAGCUCACUGCACCUGUUGUCUAAGGUUUUCAGUCUUCAUCGAUAAUUUCACAGAAAUGCAGAUUACGGCAAGGUUUUCUUCUUACUGUAGCUAUAUUCAAAUUAAAGAACUGAAAAAUAAAGGAUUAUGACAAAAUUAAAAUGGGAGUGGAAAGGGCCUUGCAAAAGAAGAGAACUGAUGUACAUCUUGUCUCUCUUCCGUCUCUUUGUUGCCUGUGACACUGUAACAGAGAACACAGUGACCUUAUUUUAAGCAACAGCUUAGAGAAAGGAAGCAAAGUACCCAUGGCCAGUUAAUAAUACCAAAACCAGUGGCAUCCAUCAUCUCCUUGACAUAUCCAGUCAUCAGGUCAAGGUUUCACGCAAUUACUCCAGCAAUUAAAAACAUAUUUGUAUGAGUGUGAUAUUUUCUUGUACCAUGUAGCAUAACUACUAGCUGCUACUAGGAAAAAUUCAUAAUGUCUAUCAAACCAAGACACAGAGUACAUUGGUCCAAAAGGACUUAAGCACCUAAACUGCCACUUUAGGUACCUAAAUCCCAGAAUCAGGGCCCUCCUCCUCUUCCCCUCCCCACACCUAUCUUCUUGCAAAAAUGGCAUAGGCACCUAACCUCAAGAGAGGUUUUGCAGCUGAGAAUCCCAAGCAGAGGGAGGUACCUCCCUCCAGCCCAGAGUUAGGCUGAGGGGCAGGGCUUAGAACACACACCUCUUCUUUACAUCUCCUAUUAGGUAACUUUGGUGAGCAGCCACGUAGCACGCUGGUUUUUGUGAAUGCCAUUCUGAGGCACCUGGCUCUCCCCAUUCAUUCUGCACGGAGGCUUUUUGAAUCCCAGUGAUUUUUUAGCUAUAAUGAAGCUGAGCAUUACCAUACUUACAUUUUUUGUAGCCCAUGGUUUCUCGCUCCGUCUCUUUCUUCCUGACAAAGUAGCCUUGUUUCAUCUAGUGCCUUUUUCCUCAGAGGGAGCUCUAGAGUGGUGGCAGAAAGCCAGAUUCCACUCUUUUACACCCAUGCAACCUCAGAUCCAAGAAAUGAAAUAUUUGCAGCACUCAAAAUCUCUACUCUAUAGUAACCCAACUGUCCAGACCAACAAUAAACCAUGACUAAAAAUAAAGCAUCUGUAAUCAACUGUUAGAAUCAUAGAACAAUAGGAUUAGAAGGGACUGCAGGGUCAUCUAGUCUAACCCUCUGCCAAGAUGAAGGAUUUGUUGUAUCUAAACCAUCCAAGACAGAUGGCUAUCCAGCCUCCUUUUGUAAGCAUCCAGUGAAGAAGCUUCCACAACCUCCCUAGGCCAUCUGUUUCAUUGUCCUACUGUUCUUACAGUUGGGAAGUUUUUCCUGAGAUUUAAUCUAAAUCUGCCAUGCUGUAGUUUAAACCCAUUUCCUCUAGUCCUGCCCUCUGUGGCAAAAGAGAACAACUUUUCUCCCUCUUUUUUAUGGCAACCUUUCAAGUAUUUGAAGACCGGUAUCAUGCCCUCCCACCCCCUACCCCCCAUUUAGCUCCUCUUUUCCAAGCUAAACAUACCCAGUUCCUUCAGCCUUUGUUCAUAUGACUUGGAUUUCAUUCCUUUGAUCAUCUUUGUCACUCACCUCUGGAUCCUUCCCAGUUUCUCCACAUUGUUUCAGUACAUUGGUGACCAAAACUGGAUGCAGUGCUCCAGCUGAGGCCCAACCAACACCAAGUAAAGCGCUAUUAUCACCUCCUCUGACUUGCAUGCUAUGUCUCUGUUAAUGCGACAUGAAAUUGCAUUUGCUUCUUUUUGCAACAGCAUCGCAUUGCUGAGGCUCUGUCUACACUAUGACUUAUGUCAGUAUAACUUUGUUGCUCAGGGGUGUGAGAAAAAAUCCCCGAGUGACAUAAAUUACACUGACAUAAGCGCUGGUUUGGACAGUGCUAUGCUGGCGGGAGCACUUUUCCCAUCAACAUGGCUACCGCUGCUCGUUGGGGGUGGAUUAAUUAAGUCAAUGGGAGAGCUCUUUCCCGUCAUCUUAGAGCUACUACACUAGACAGCUGAGAAUGGCACAGUUGCGUUGGUACAGCUGCACUGCUAUAAGCUCUCUAGUAUAGACAUAGCCUGACUUGUAGUGAGGUUGUGAUUCACCACAACUCUCAGAUCGUUCUCCGCAGUGCUGCUGCCAAGCCAGUUAUCCCCCAUUCUGUAUUUGUGCAUUUGGUUUUUCUUCCCUAAAUGUAGCACCUUACAUUUGUCAUUUUGUUGUCUAUAGCCCAGCUCUCCAGUUUAUCAAGAUUCCUCUGAAUUUUUGCUCUAUCCUCCAAAGCAUUGUCAAACCCCCUCCCCAGCUUUGUGUCAUCUGCAAAUUUAAUCAAAAAGCUAUCUAUUCCUACAUUCAGGUCAUUAAUAAAGAUGUUAAACAACAUAAGACCCAGAACCUAUCCCUGUGGAACCCCACUUGAGACCUCCCUCCAAUCUGACCCCUUUCCAUUAAUAGUUACUCGUUGUUUAGCCAAUAUAUGUAUCCACUUAAUGGUAGUUCCACCAAGCCCAUAUUUCUCCAGCUUACUUAUCAGAAUGUCAUGUGGGACUGUGUCAAAAGCCUUGCUGAACUCCAGGUAUAACUGCAACUCUUAAAUAGCAAUGAAAAAAAUGCAUGUGAAUCAUUCACACUGAAUGUCUUUUAGAUAAGUAUUUGAAAAGGGAAUGACUGGGAGCACCUGUGCCCAACAUCAAGUGCCUCCUGCCCUGAGAGUGGAGAACCACUGAUGCCUCUUGGUGCAAUUGCACAUGCUGCAGUUCUUUGGCUGAUAGCCUAAUAAGUGAUACAUCAGACUAGACAUAUUAAUUGAAUCCUGAUCUGAGUGUGAUGAGUUGAUUAAUCAUAAGCAGGUAUUACAUUUGUAUUUAACAGGAAGCAAUAUUUUGCUGCUGUUUCACAUGUUGAUAAGGUCUCAGCUGGAACAUUGUGUCCAGUUCUGGGUGCCACAUUUCAGGAAAGAUGUGGACAAAUUGGAGAAAGUCCAGAGAAGGGCAACAAAAAUUAGUAAAGGUCUAGAAAACAUGACCUAUGAGGGAAGAUUGAAAAAAACUGGGUUUGCUUAGUCUUAGGAAAGAGAAGACUUAGAGGGGACAUGAUAACAGUUUUCAAGUACAUAAAAGAUUGUUACAAGGAGGAGGGAGAAAAAUUGUUCUUCUUAACCUCUGAGGAUAGGACAAGAAGCAAUGGGCUUAAACUUCAGCAAGGGAGGUUUAGGUUGGACAUUAGGUAAAACUUCCUGUCAGGGCGGUUAAGCCUGGAAUGAAUUGCCUAGGGAGGUUGAGGAAUCUCCAUCAUUGGAGAUUUUAAGAGCCGGUUAGACGACACCUGUCAGGAAUGGUCUAGUUACUACUUAGUCCUGCCUUGACUGCAGGGGACUGGAUUAGAUGACCUAUUGAGGUCCCUUCCAGUCCUACACUUCUGUGAUUCUAUGAUUCUCCGCCUAACCUGGAGUGCAGUAUAGCUAAUUGUGCUAUUUCUCAUUAUGCAAUCAGAUUAUAGGAAUUAAUGUAGGUGCAAUCAUACCCCUGAUUAGUGACUCCCAUUAGACUUAACUCACUGUUGUGUCAGAGAUUUGGAAUGAAAAUCAAAGGUAGGUGAUGCCAGCACUUCUUCAGCUCUUUUCUUGUUAAGUGUCAAUGAGCUUCUAUUUGUUUUGGGCAAUGUCCACAUUAUAGACUCUGCUUAACAGUAACCCAUGUCACUUCUUCUUUUCUUUGUUUCCUUGUUCUUUCUUGAUAUUUCCACUUGGAUUUUUAUAUACAUAUAGAUUACAUAUGGUUGUCAUCCAUAUAUAUUGUGACCAGUGAGACCUCAGUCCAUGUUGCAUAUACUUGACUAUUCAUGGCACUGAGGAUUUACUGGUCAGUUUUAUUUUGCUUUUUAAACUAGAAAUUCAUUUUCCAGUUCAGCUCCAAAGUAGAAAUUCUGCUGCAAAAUCAUAAGUUAUCCACUUAACGGAAGUUUGCAUUGAAUUGAACCCAGAAUGUCAAAUGUGUUUAUUGUAAUAGUUCUAUUUUAUUUAUUUAUUUUAUAUAUGUGAUUACGUUUUCUACCUUACAUCGGUCAUUUCUAUUGUGGAAUUUUUAGCAUUUUAAGACGGUAAUAAUUUUUUUUAAAGCAGUUGGAUGUUUUUUGUCUUUAAAAUGUUUCUUUUUCUUCCACUUCUUCCUGAUGUUACUAUAUUAUAUUUGGAGAAAUAGUUUUCAGUCUGUUAUCAGGUUUUUCUGUCCUUGUAACAGUUUUACACAUUUUAUUACAUGGAUAUAGUCCAAAUAAAAGUUUGUUGGUGAAACUAUAA